AUGUCUCAGGAAGUGGACUGGUUGCACAGCCAAGCAGGCGUGUGUAAAGUAGAUCUCUACAAUCCUGAGGGAGGAAAAGAUCAGGACCGCAAAGUGAUUUGUUUUGUUGAUGUCUCCAGCCUGAACAUAAAGAACACCGACGAUGAUACGGGCAAAGAUGCUGCUGGCCAGUCUAAAGGCAAUGAAUCUGUCACCGGACUCGAUCUAGGGAAAAUGCAGGACAAAGAGGUUAUUGUAAUAAAGGACAGCGAUGCACCUGAACAGUCGAAGACAGAAGGAGCUGUCUGUUUGUUCAAACAAGGUUCAACUGAAGAACUCAAUGUUGUGUCCUGGCUCUUUGACGAUCUGCAAAAAUACGCAUGUGGAUUCCAACAUGCGCUUACCCCUUCACCGACCCCUCCUAAACCAAAGCCCUCAGCAGCUGACAAGAUGUCUCAGAAUAACAAUAACACAGCUUUCAAGUCUUGCGAAGGUCAGAAAGCUGCAGAUGAAGUAGCAAGUACUGUUCAAAAGCUGUGUACUUUGGUUAUGCAAAUGGCAAGUAAAGAGAUCUCUGAAAAUCUGGAAGAUGCUGCCAGCAAAUGUAUCCGACAGGCAAUCUAUGAGCCCAGUGCCAAAUCAUCUCAAGACAACAUGGGCAAGAAGGAUGAGAAAGGCUCUCCCAAGAAAACGUCUCUUUUUUACGGGGAAGUAUGUUCCAACCAAAGUGAAUCUAUGCAGGAUGAUGAUGUAAAGCCCACACAUGCCCAUUUGAUACACCCAAGAAGGCAGUCAGCUCGCACCGAAGGCAGUUCUUUUAACAAAGGACUAAUGGUUUAUGCAAACAAAAAUGCUAAAGAUAUGACAUUUUCAUUUGUGAAUGCCACAAAGAUCCACAAGAGACCACCACUCCCAGCUUGUGUGGUUUUGAAAAGAGUGUUUCUGAAACACACAAGAGAUGUCAUAUCAGACUUAAUUGACUCUACAAUGAAAAAUCUACAUAAUGUCACUGGGGUCCUUAUGACAGACUCAGAUUUUGUUACCACAGUGAAGAAAAAUCUCUUCAACGCAGGAACCCAGAAGUCAACUGAGAUUUUAGAAGCAAUGGUACUACGGAUGUAUAAUGCUUUGAUGACAGAAACAAAGGAGAGAGGACACAGUCUUGUAUAUUCUUUACUGAAAACAGGAUGUUCAUUAGAUGCUAAUUCUCCAAAUAUGCAUUUCGCAUCUUUGAAAGGUGGAAUACAUACAAGAGAAAAAGUAAAGACAGACAUGGGACAGACGUCAGCCCAGAAAGUAGGCGAGACAAUAAUUAAGGAUGGAAUUAGCAUGCUGAGAUCAAAAGCAGGAGGUGGCAAAUGUCCAGACAGACCUCAUGACAAGAGGCCAGAAAAGAGUAGCUCCACAACUGAGUUUCUUGCCAAGGACCUCAUUUUGACAGCUUUAAUGCUGAUACAGCAACAUUUGUUAACUCAAUACAAAGAGCCGGUUCAUGAGUCAAACACAUCUUCAUUUGGCUAUUUCGAAAAGGGUGGCAAACAUGGCUCUAAAUCAUCUCAUAAUUACAAAGGUGAUCCACAACAACAAGAAUAUCAGAGAGGAGAAAUACAAAGUGCUCUCCUAUCGAUCAUCCAGAAAGUCCUACAAGAAGCUGGUUUCAGUGUAGAUGAAUGUGAAAUAAGCAAGAAUGUCAAACAGAGUACAUAUGACGACAGAUCUACCAAGACAACAAAAUCCAAGUAUGGUUCAGAUGUGGAUUCUGAAAACAUGGAACAAAUAAACAAGAAAUUCAUUGAUCAGCUGAUGGAAUCUGUGAUGAAGCUGUGUAUGUACAUGACUAAGAGUCCCGAUUUUGUUGUUGAAGAUUUCUCUGACGAACAAGGCACAUACUUUACUGCGAGAAACAGAGGUGUAUCAAGCCCAGAUUCAAUGGCAUGUCAGAAAACACGUUCUGGCAAUAUUGGAAAGCCACUUGUGCCUGUUGGUUCUGAGGUGAUUGUGAACAACCAGACUGCCAAUACCAGCUCACAGAACAAGGAACUCCAGGCUAUCCUCCAGUGGAUGGCUGCCUCCCACUUCCAAGUGCCCAAUCUCACUUUCAUGAAUGAGAAUGACGAGGAGCUGAAGAAGCUUCCUCAACUGGCCGACAAAGCCGCUAAGAAGGGUGCAAGUGUGGGGGAUAUUUUGCAGGAGGUAAUGAGGUAUUUUGAGAAACAACAGGUUGACGCCGCUGUGGGAAACAUGCCUCGUAGCGGACUUCUUGACUGGUUGCUUGCUAAUCUGUAG
Messenger RNA from Anolis sagrei ordinatus, 2265 nucleotides. The record is from RefSeq and is a predicted model, not a curated record. NCBI's taxonomy places the organism in Eukaryota, Metazoa, Chordata, Lepidosauria, Squamata, Anolidae.